AUGUCGCCGUCGCUCCGCAACCACCCCAACACCAACGUAACUCGGAACAUCGUUGGUCGUGAUCUUAUCACCACCAUCAAGAUCGACUGCGAUUGUUUCGAAAGUUACGAGGUUCGGAGGAUUGGCCACCAAGUUCUUGUCAUUGGAAGGAACCCUAUUGGUGGACAAUCGGACGGUCAGAACCAUCAAGAAGACAUAGGAGGUGUGGACGAUGACGUGGAAGAGGAUGGCCGUGGUUCAGAUCUGGAUCUGGACCAACUGGAUGCCGAAAAUUCGGCCGAUUUAUUUGCCGAUUUUCGGGCCGCGAAUUUGGAGGAAUGGAGAGAGGCUGAAAUCGAGGCCAAGGAAGCUGAAGAGGAGGAGAUGGAGCGGCAGAACAUCCAGGCGGCGGAGGAAUUUGGGGAGGAUCAGGAAGAAGCUGGAGAGGAAGAGGAUGAUGAUGGGGAUGAUGAGGAAGAAGCUGGAGAGGAGGAUGAAGCUGAAGGGGAUGAAGAAGAUGAUUUGGGAGAAGCUGAAGCUGAAGGAGAAGCUGGAGAUGUUCGAGGGGCUGAUCAAGGAGGAUUUGAGAUAGAGGAUGAAGCUGAAGUGGAAGGAGAAGCUGGAGAAGAAGAGGAGGAUGAAGAUGUUCGAGGUGCUGAUUUGGGAGAAGCUGGAGUUCAUCAAGGAGAAGCUGAAGAAGAUAUUGAGGAGGAUGAAGAAGAAGCUGAAGAGGAAGAGGAGGAUGAAGAGGAUAUUGAGGAGGAUGAGGAUGAUAGAGGGGAUGAUCGAGGAGGAUUUGGAAUGAUGGCUGGAGAUGUUAGAGGAGCUGAUUUGGAAGAUGUUUUUGGGGGUGAUCAAGAAGAAGCUGGAGCUGAAGGAGAAGAAGAAGCUGAAGAUGAGGAUGAAGAGGAAAAUGAGGAGGAUGUGGAGGAAGAAGAGGAUGACGAGGAGGAUGAUCAAGAGGAGGAUGAAGAUGAUGGGGAUGAAGAAGGAGAAGCUGAAGAGGAAGAGGAAGAGGAGGAUGAGCCAGGAAACGGCGUGGCGCCGAUUGCUCCGCUCAGAAUUCCGAUGCGGGUCGCGGUGUCGGCCUACAAUGCGACACUCAAUUACGCAGCCGCACCCGCACCGCAGCGUCGAGCAAACAGGAAACGAGCAGCGGACAAUCGGGGACCGCCGCCACCACCUAUCACAAUCCAAGAAGCGUGGUUCGUCGUCAAUUCGGCGGGCGACGUUCAAGACGUAUUGAUGGAGCUGCAAGAUCGGUUGUUGGCGACAGAUUAUGGGCUGAUGCACGACGAAUUCUCCAGCAGACUGUUCCGACUGCUUGGAGCGUUUCGUCGUGCGAGAACACCGCCUGUCGGUCAACGUCUUCAGCAAUUGUGGUUGGCCACGCUCACAUUGAAGGCGGCGAUGGGUGUGGAGUGA
This is a messenger RNA of Caenorhabditis angaria, 1404 nucleotides long. NCBI's taxonomy places the organism in Eukaryota, Metazoa, Nematoda, Chromadorea, Rhabditida, Rhabditidae. The record is from the annotation of a GenBank genome assembly.